Molecule: messenger RNA, 559 nt
Organism: Dioscorea cayenensis subsp. rotundata (Guinea yam)
Lineage: Eukaryota; Viridiplantae; Streptophyta; Magnoliopsida; Dioscoreales; Dioscoreaceae
Product: receptor-like protein 9a
Exons: 2
Coding region: 129-452 (107 amino acids)
Source: RefSeq, a predicted model, not a curated record
UAUAAGAAAAUAGAAUCCCUAUUUAUUAAAUCUGCAAACAUACAGCUCAUUGCUUGCGUUUCUUUUUAGCAUCCAUAUAUUUCAGUAGCUUUUUAAGACAUUUGUGUGCCGUUCAUCUCUUUGAUCUGAUGGCUUGUCUCUCAUUGUCUGUUUUGUUUGUCAUCCUUGUUGUCUCAGCAUUCCCUCCAGCUUGCUAUGUCCAUGGUAUAAGUUGUAUUGAAACUGAAAGGAUAGCCCUUCUCAGCAUUAAAGCAGGCAUUGAUCAGAGCAACAACCAAAGCUUUCCCUCUUCUUGGACUGGCCAAGACUGUUGUAAAUGGCAAGGAGUGACCUGCAACCAUGAAUCCCGGCAUGUCAUCAGGCUUGAUCUCCGACAGUACACUUCUGAUCCCUCUGAUCCCUUUUUUCAGCAUUUCGCGCCAGCAAGUUACCAGUCACCAUUAGUAACUUGAGUAGCUUGGGAGUCUUGAGCUUGGCUCAUAGCUCUUUUCAUGGAGUGAUUCCGGAGUCCUUGGGAAAUCUUGGUAGCUUGGAGAGACUUGAUUUAUCAGAAAAUGAA